AUGCAAUCAAUACCUCAACCACAGCCAGAGCCAGAACCAAUUGACCCACUUAAAACUUUACCAAGAGAGACAUUAAUCCCAAAGCCAAUUGAUCUUGAUUUUAUUAAAACCUGUAGAAAUAAUUUAAUAAAUCAAAUUAUUGCCGAACGUAUUGAUACUCUUUGUGAAACUAUACCAACACUUGAGGAGGGCUCAGAAGAAAAACUUUCCGAUACAAUAGAAUACAAGAAAUUAUCAUUAUUAGAAUAUCAAAAACAAUUAAGAAAAGAGGUUUUAGAAUCGGAAAUUGCCAAAACUAGUAAAUCAAACAAGAGUAAAUCCAAAGAAAAACAAAGACUUGAGCAACAACAGAGCGAAGAGAAAAAUAGAUAUAAAGAUUUCCUUGGUCAAAUUAUGAACCAUAGCAAAGAGUUUAAAGAGUUCCAUGCAAACAAGAUGACAAGAAUUAAAAAGAUGACCAAGCGUGUAACUAAUUAUUUUGUUCUUUUAGAAAAGAAAGAGCAACAACAAAGAGAGAAGGAAGAGCGUGAACGUCUACGUGCCCUUAAAACCAACGAUGAAAGUAAAUAUCUUAAAUUAUUGGAACAAACUAAAAAUCAAAGACUUCGUGAACUUUUCGAUCAAACAAAUGAGUUUUUAGAUAAAAUCUCUCAUCUUUUACAAAGAGAAAAAGUUUCAAUCAUUGAACAAGAAGAAAAUGAAGAGGCAGCUCAUUCUUACUAUUCAAAGGCUCACUCUAUUCUCGAAGAUAUUAUCGAACAACCACAAAUUCUUGAAGGAGGUAAAUUAAAACCAUAUCAAAUGCAAGGUCUUCAAUGGAUGGUUUCGUUGUAUAACAAUAAAUUAAAUGGUAUUUUAGCAGAUGAAAUGGGUUUAGGUAAAACAAUUCAAACUAUUGCUUUGGUUUCGUAUUUAAUCGAAGUUAAGAAAAAUAAUGGUCCAUAUUUAGUUGUUGUGCCAUUAUCCACAUUAACUAAUUGGGGUCAAGAGUUUGCUAAAUGGGCACCUAAAAUCAAAGCAGUCUUAUACUAUGGUGAUAAACCAACUAGAAAAUCAAGAUAUGAGGAAGAAAUUUCCCCAGGUCAAUUUAAUGUUGUUGUUACCACUUAUGAAUACAUUAUUAAAGAUAAGAAUCAACUUUGCAAAAUAAAAUGGAACUAUUUAAUUAUUGACGAGGGUCACAGAAUGAAGAAUUAUACAAGUAAACUUUCAGUUAUUUUAGGUACAAAUUAUCAUAGUCGUUACCGUUUGUUACUUACUGGUACUCCACUUCAAAAUAGUUUACCAGAACUUUGGGCUCUUUUAAACUUUUUAUUACCAAAUAUUUUUGAUUGUGUCGAAGAUUUCGAACAAUGGUUUAAUGCUCCUUUUGCUCAAACUGGUGAAAAAAUCGAAAUGAACGAAGAAGAACAGUUGUUAAUUAUCCAACGUCUCCAUAAAGUACUCAGACCAUUCCUUCUUAGAAGAUUAAAAAAAGAAGUAGAGGCCCAACUUCCAGACAAAGUUGAAAAGGUAUUAAAAUGUGACAUGUCAGCAUUCCAACAAAAGAUGUAUGACUUAAUUAAAGAUAAGGGCUUUACAGCCGGUAGUGGUUUAGAUGGUAAUCCAAAAUUAGCAAAGGGUUUAAAAAAUACUUAUGUGCAAUUAAGAAAAAUUUGUAAUCAUCCUUAUUUAUUUUAUGAUGAAGAGUAUCCAAUCGAUGACAAUUUAAUUAGAUAUGCUGGUAAAUUUGAUUUGUUGGAUCGUUUAUUACCAAAACUUAAAGCAGCUGGUCACAGAGUUUUAAUUUUUAGCCAAAUGACUCAACUUAUUAAUAUUUUAGAGGUAUUCUUUGCAUACAGAGAUUUCAAAUAUCUUAGAUUGGAUGGUAGCACAAAGUCCGAAGAAAGAGGUCCACUUUUGCAAUUAUUUAAUGCCCCAAACUCCGAAUAUUUUAUUUUUGUUUUAUCUACCAGAGCAGGUGGUUUAGGUCUUAAUUUACAAACUGCUGAUACAGUAAUUAUUUUCGAUAGUGAUUGGAAUCCACAAAUGGAUCUUCAAGCUCAAGAUCGUGCACAUCGUAUUGGUCAAAAGCAAACUGUACGUGUUUUACGUUUGGUUACAUUGCAUUCAGUUGAAGAAAAUAUUUUAGCUCGUGCCAAUUUCAAGAAAGAACUAGAUAAGAAAAUUAUUCAAGCAGGUCAAUUUAAUAAUAAAUCAAAUCGUUCAGAUCGUAAAAAGAUGCUUGAAGAUUUAAUGACCCAAGAUGAAACUGCUGAAAUGGAGAGACAAACUGUACCAAGUGAUUCACAAAUCAACGAAAUGAUUGCUCGUUCACCAGAAGAAUUUGAACUUUAUGAGCAAAUGGAUAAGGAAAGAAUGGAUCGUGAUUCACAACGUUGGAAAGAAUUGGGAAAAGAAGGUGAACCAAAGAGACUAUGUCAAGAAAAUGAAAUGCCACCCUGGAUCACUAAAGAAGUGGAGGUUACAGAUGAUCUUUCUUUUGUUUUAAAUCCAUCAAGUGUUAAAGGUAAAAAGAAUCAAGAGGAAAGCGAAAGACAAAUUUUAAGAAUGAUGGAAAAUGGUGAAAUUGCUCGUAGAAGAAGAACUACUACAAAUAUUGCUGAAUAUUUCGGUGACGAUGAUGAAGACUCUUCAUCUUCUGAAUCUGAUUCCGAUUUUGAAUCGUCAACUCCUUCAAAACGUGGUAGGAAAUCAAAAGAUAAAGAUGGUGAUCAUAGUAUGAAUGGUAACAACAACAAUUCAUUGGCAUCAGCUUCUGUUGAAACUCCAAGUAAAAAGAGAAAAGAUUUAGAUAUCUAUUCCGACUACGAGGAUGAUAACGCUGAUGAAGAAGAUGACGAAGAUACCCCACGUCCACAAAGAUCAAAGAAGAAAGCAAAAACCCAACAAGAUUUCGAAGAUGAAAGAUCCAAUGGUUCAACUCCAUCUACUCCAAUGUCCCCUAUUAGUACCUCAUCAUCAACUACCGCUGCUAUUCCAGGCUUACCAGGCCCAAGCCCAGCAAAGAAAGCAGGUAGAGGCAGACCAGCCGGUACUCUCAAAAAGAAACCAACUACCGAAAAUGAUAUGAAAUAUCUCCAAUUAUGGGACUCCAUUCGUAUGGAUCAAGACGAAGAGGGUAGAAGAAGAAGCGAAAUAUUCCAGAAACUACCAAGCAAGCGAGACUAUCCAGAUUAUUACACAAUUAUUAGGGACCCAAUUGAUAUGAAAACUAUCAAAGAAAAAAUUGUUGCCAGUAAAUAUCAUAAUCCUACCCAAUUUGCCCAAAGUGUUAACCAAAUGUUUUAUAAUGCUCAAAUUUAUAAUCAAUCUGGUUCUGAAGUUUUUGAAGAUGCUGUUGUUUUACAAAAUUUAUUUACAAAUUUAUUUAAUAGUCUAUUUCCAAAUAACCAAUUACCAAAACCAGAACCACCUCUCUCCCCCUCAACUUUGAUUGGCCAAAAAUCUGAAGAAAUUAAAGAUCCAUUAUCACUAUCAAAUGAUAAUCAAAAUGAAUCACAACAGCCAACACAACAACCACAGCAACAACUACAACAACAACCACAGCAACAACAAACACAACAACCACUACAACCAACACAACAAACAUCAAUUAAUACAAUUGUAGAUAAUUCACAAAUACAACCAAAACCAUCAGGAAUCAAUGAUAAAUCGUCUUUACCAAUUGUAGAUAAAUCGUCAUCAACCACUACAACCUCUACUAAAAUCUCAAACAACUCUAUUCCAAGAAUUAGCAAUACAAACUCGCCACCAUCAUCACCACAUCUACCUCCACAAUCACAACCACAUUCAAAACCACAAAAAUCAAGC
Dictyostelium purpureum is the source of this 3813-nucleotide messenger RNA. RefSeq lists its product as uncharacterized. Lineage: Eukaryota; Evosea; Eumycetozoa; Dictyosteliales; Dictyosteliaceae. Gene Ontology annotation, biological process: positive regulation of transcription by RNA polymerase II. Gene Ontology annotation, molecular function: ATP binding; ATP-dependent chromatin remodeler activity; DNA binding. The record is from RefSeq and is a predicted model, not a curated record. The annotation marks the transcript as partial. The transcript is spliced from 4 exons. Gene Ontology annotation, cellular component: nucleus.